This is a messenger RNA of Lethenteron reissneri (Far Eastern brook lamprey), 3012 nucleotides long. RefSeq names its product serine incorporator 1 (gene SERINC1). The record is from RefSeq and is a predicted model, not a curated record. Gene Ontology annotation, cellular component: membrane. NCBI's taxonomy places the organism in Eukaryota, Metazoa, Chordata, Hyperoartia, Petromyzontiformes, Petromyzontidae.
UGGUCGCCUUAUCCGCUGUGGGAAAUCCAAACCCGCGCGAACCCGUCUCGUCAAUAGGCGCGCAUUGACGUAAACAAGAGGGGAGAGGUUUUCUUAUCUUACAACCAAACUCAACACCGACAUGGGAGGCGUUCUGGGGCUGCUCUCCGCCGCAAGCUGGGUGCCGUGCCUUUGCAGCAGUGCCCCAUGCCUGCUGUGCGCGUGCUGCCCCAGUGGGAACAACUCCACCAUCACCCGCCUCGUCUAUGCCAUGCUCCUGCUGCUUGGAACUGCUGUCGCCUGCAUUAUGCUUUCGCCAGGUGUGGAGGUGCGCCUAAAGCAGAUCCCCGGCUUCUGCGAGGGAGGAAUGGGCACACAGGUGCCUGGGGUUCAUGGCUACGUGAACUGUGAUGUGCUGGUUGGGUUCAAGGCCGUGUACCGCGUGUGCUUUGGGAUGGCCAUGUUCUUCCUGCUCUUUUGUCUCAUCACCGUGGGUGUGCGGACCAGCCGUGACCCACGUGCUCCACUGCACAAUGGGUUCUGGUUUUUCAAGUUUGCUGCGAUGGUGGCCAUCACAGUUGGCGCGUUCUAUAUUCCAGAAGGGUCUUUCACUUCUGUGUGGUUCUACAUGGGAAUGUCUGGAGCCUUCUGCUUCAUCCUAAUCCAGCUUGUACUGCUCAUUGACUUUGCCCACUCGUGGAAUGAGUCAUGGGUGGAACGUAUGGAGGAGGGCAAUUCACGGUGUUGGUACGCAGCUUUGCUGUCGGUGACUGGAAUAAACUACAUGCUAUCUCUCACUGCCAUCGUGCUCUUCUUCAUUUUCUACACGACGAGCGAUGCCUGCGCAAUGAACAAAUUCUUCAUCAGCUUUAACCUGAUCCUGUGCAUCAUUGCCUCCACCGUCUCCAUCCUCCCUCGCGUCCAGGAAGUACAGCCACGUUCUGGCCUCCUGCAGUCAUCGAUCAUCACUCUCUACACCAUGUACCUCACCUGGUCGGCCAUGACUAAUGAGCCUGAGCGGAAGUGCAACCCCAGCCUGCUCAACUUCCUUCACCAGAGCCUGGUGCCCGUCUCGACCAACGGUUCCGUUACACCCACGGCCCCCGCGCCACCCGCGCAGUGGUGGGAUGCCCAGAGCAUCGUGGGGCUGGCCAUUUACUUGCUGUGCAUCCUCUACUCCAGCAUCCGCACGUCCAACAACAGCCAGGUGAGCAAGUUGACGCUGUCGAGCGGCGACGCCACGCUCAUCGAUGACACGAGUUCGGGGAGCUCGGCCGAGGACGGGAGGGAGGGCGGCGGCGCUGGAUCACGCCGCGCCUCGGACAACGAACGGGACGGAGUGCAGUAUAGCUACUCCUUCUUCCACUUCAUGCUCUUCCUCGCCUCGCUCUACAUCAUGAUGACGCUCACCAACUGGUACAGCCCUGACUCUGACUUCAAGACUCUGACGAGCAAGUGGCCGGCGGUGUGGGUGAAGAUCUGUUCGAGCUGGGUGUGUCUCUCCCUCUACAUCUGGACUCUGGUAGCUCCCCUGGUGCUCUCCAAUCGCGACUUUGACUGACCGCCGCCUCCCUUAGUUUGAGCCAUUAAGCUCACCUAGGAUGCAGUCACCGUUAAUAUCAAUAUUAAUGUUUCCCGUUAUCGUUUUAGUCUUGCAUUGGUUUCCCUACAAGAGAGGUUGCUUUGUGACGAACUGAGAUCGGGAUGGCAAUUUGUCAACAAAUUGACGAGUGUUAACGUACGAUAGAUGAAUUUUGCUCUUGCAGUUUAUGGAUGCCACAUUUAAAUAAUCAUAUUAUGAGUUUACAGGUGCAUAUUUUAGCUUCUAUUAAAUAACUCCCAUUUGAUUAUAACACAAACUAUAGGAUAACACGAUACUCAAUAAUAAUACUUAACGAAUUUAUUUUACGAACAUUGAUUAUUGUAGCACGUUCUUAUCGUUAAGCACUGCAGGUAGCAAAGCUUGACAAAUAUGAGGCCAGUAAGUGUGGUAGAGCUGAAACAAUUAUGCAGUUGGAGAAACUGUAUUAAUGCACGAGAGGCUAUCGCAAACACAUUACACAAUAUCUACAUAACGGACGAAGGCAAGAGCCUCUUGAGUUGUGUUAGUGAAUGUAUGCACAAAUUCUGUGAGUGGUAUACAUCAGAAUGAUUGAUCUUUGUAAUGAAAAAAAUAUUCUCAUACAAGAUUUAUUGGAACUCCCUCUGGGGAAAUGGGUCAAAGUUCAACACUGUAGCACUAUUAAUUUAAGUGAGGUUUAACUGGUGUGGUGGAGUGAGUUUAGGUGGAUGUGGAAUAUGGUGAGUGGGUGGUAGGAUUAAUAGCUAAGCUUGAUGUCUUGGAAGAAUUUAGCUGAAAAUGAUUAAAAAAAAACUUUUAAAAAUAUAAUUGGGAAGGUAGAAUGAACUGCAAAAUCUGCUGUUAUGAAUUUGUGUGACCUACAAGACUUGGGCAGGAAACAUGAAAACAUUUAUUUAACAAUUGGAAAACUAAUUUUUAAAAUAUUACCACCUUCGUGAUAUUAUUAAUUGGACUACCUAAAUACGUUUUAGUGAUUUAUGUCUUUACUGAUACAUUACUAAUAUCAAAAAAACAUGUAGAUUAUGUAAGGACUGUGAUAGCUGCUUGAUCUAUGAAUCAGACCCUGCUUCGUUUGCACAUAGAUCAACUUGAAUCCCUUGAUAAGGAUGGGGGGAGAAAAUGUCAAAUAAAUGCAAUGUCUCAAUAUAUAAAGCGGAGAUAAUGUAUGAUAACUCAGAGGCAUGUACAAACUCUUGACAUGAAGAGCAAUUGCAAAGACAGACCAUGGCGUGCCAGUGUCCAGCACAGAGAACAUUGUGUCCUCUUUACUCGUGAGCUAUAAGUCCAAUUUAUUCUGCAUAGCAUAAAGAACAAAAUAAUAAGACCACAAAUGUGAAUGUGGUAGGUAUCAGUCCAUUGAGGUCCAGAGCAGAUUUCUGGCAUCGUGGUGGCUUCAGCAUGCGAAGAAAACACCAGAGUUUAAAUUUCGAUUUAAAGCUUUCGUGACUGCA